GGUCCGCGGGGUCCGGGCAGAGCGCGCGGAGGCGGGACGGGACGGUACGGGGCCGGGCCGGGGCCAGGCUGGGCCGGGCCGGCGGGAUGGGGUGCACCGUGAGCGCCGAGGACAAGGCGGCGGCCGAGCGCUCGAAGAUGAUCGACAAGAAUCUGCGGGAGGACGGCGAGAAGGCGGCGCGGGAGGUAAAGCUUCUGCUCCUCGGUGCCGGAGAGUCCGGGAAGAGCACAAUUGUUAAACAGAUGAAGAUUAUCCACGAGGACGGUUACUCGGAGGAGGAGUGCCGGCAGUACAAGGCUGUGGUCUACAGCAACACCAUCCAGUCCAUCAUGGCCAUUAUCAAGGCCAUGGGCAACCUGCAGAUUGACUUUGGGGACCCUUCGAGAGCGGACGAUGCCCGCCAGCUGUUUGCCCUGUCCUGCACUGCAGAGGAGCAGGGCAUCAUGCCCGAUGACCUGGCCAGCGUGAUCCGGAGACUGUGGUCAGAUGAUGGUGUGCAGGCCUGCUUUGGCCGCUCCCGGGAGUACCAGCUCAACGACUCAGCGGCCUACUAUCUGAAUGACCUGGAAAGGAUAUCUCGGUCCGAUUACAUCCCCACCCAACAGGAUGUACUGAGAACCCGCGUAAAGACCACUGGCAUUGUGGAGACUCAUUUCACCUUCAAGGAUCUGCACUUCAAGAUGUUUGAUGUGGGCGGGCAGAGGUCCGAGCGGAAGAAGUGGAUUCACUGUUUCGAGGGCGUGACGGCCAUCAUCUUCUGUGUGGCCCUGAGCGCCUAUGACCUGGUCCUGGCCGAAGAUGAGGAGAUGAAUCGAAUGCACGAGAGCAUGAAGCUUUUUGAUAGCAUCUGCAACAACAAGUGGUUCACAGACACCUCCAUCAUCCUUUUCCUCAAUAAGAAGGACCUGUUUGAAGAGAAGAUCACUCACAGCCCCCUCACCAUCUGCUUUCCCGAGUAUUCAGGGGCGAACAAGUAUGACGAGGCCGCCAGCUACAUCCAGAGCAAGUUCGAGGACCUGAACAAGCGGAAGGACACCAAGGAAAUCUACACGCACUUCACGUGUGCCACCGACACCAAGAACGUGCAGUUCGUGUUCGACGCCGUCACCGACGUCAUCAUCAAAAACAACCUGAAGGACUGCGGCCUCUUCUGAGCAGGCGGCCGAGGGCCUGCGGGCAGGAGGACCACUCGAGCUGCUCAGUCUCUGAGCAGGAGGAAGAUGCAGACAGGACCAAGAAAGGAAGGAUGCACCAUGAUAGCGACUCCAACUUCUCUCCCCACAGCCUCCUCCCCCUCCCUCUGUUUCCAUGUUCUGGUUUCUCCCCACCUAACAAAGAGACUUUGGUGAAGAGUAUGGAAGGCGGAGGCCCCCCGAGCCUGCGGGCCUGCCGCCGGGAGGGCCCUUCCGCCCCCCGCCCUUGCCUCCCCCUCCCUCCGCAGCAGCCCCCUCAGCUCCGCCCCGGGCCGCAUCCCGCUUUCUCUUCUACUUUAUUCUGUGUUGGGGGGAGGGGGGUGUCGGUCUUUCUGAAACUCGGGUUCGUGGUAAAGGAAAUCCUGUAUUUCUCUGGCCAAUACUGUCGGCCCCUCUGCCUUGCCAGGACCCCCAGCCCAGCCCCGGUCAGCGUUUAUGGCCCCCAGGCCCUACACUCGGUGAGCCCCUCGCCGGCCGUGCCCGGCCCGCUCGGGGCAUCGGGGAGCCCUUCCAGGAUAAAGCACAAACCCACCCUGAGCAGGACGGGGACAGCGAUGACAACAUUCCUUAGCCCAGAAGUCCCAAAGCUCCUCUCUGUUUUUCUUGGACCUUUUGUGUGUAUGUUUUUUUAAAAUAUAAAACAAAACUGUAGGGACCUUUUUAGAGAAGACUAUUUAAAACUGUCAUGUACUAAAUGGCUGAGUCGUCCUGAUCUGUGCUGGAUCACCUCCUCCAGGGGAGCCCGUGCCUUGGCUUGUCUGUCUGUUUACAUCUGUCUGUCUCAUUGCUUGCUCUGGCCCUGGGGGCUGUUGUGGGGGCUUCGCCUGUGUCCCGUGUCCCCCGACAAGGGGACAGCAGCCUCUCCAGCCGCUCAAAGCCUCAUCUCCUUCCCCCUCUUCCUUUUCUUCUUCAUUCCAACUCCCCCCACCCAGAAUUCUCCGUUCCAGUCCGUCUCCCGUCCCCCCCAACAAAGGUUCCAAAGGGCUAAGUCUCGAGUCAACUGCCAACGUCACCGGGGGCUUCUCCUCAUCUCCCACUCCCCCACCCCUGCCCCGUCCCCCUUCGGCAGCUCUCCCGUCAGCUCCAUUAACUGUAGCUCCUUAGCUCUAACGAUAGGAAAGUCCACUGCCAUGAGGGCUCCCGUCUUCAUCCUCAUCCUCAGUCCCCCGAACCCUGCCCCAGGCCCCAGAGUCAACAGCAUCGGAUGCCUCCUCGCUUUUUUCACACGUUUUAUCAAAUUGUUCACCUGGUUUGAAAUAAUAAAAUGUAGAAAGAAAAACA
Molecule: messenger RNA, 2474 nt
Organism: Antechinus flavipes (yellow-footed antechinus)
Lineage: Eukaryota; Metazoa; Chordata; Mammalia; Dasyuromorphia; Dasyuridae
Gene: GNAI2
Product: G protein subunit alpha i2
Exons: 9
Coding region: 87-1154 (355 amino acids)
Biological process (GO): gamma-aminobutyric acid signaling pathway; adenylate cyclase-modulating G protein-coupled receptor signaling pathway
Cellular component (GO): heterotrimeric G-protein complex
Molecular function (GO): GTP binding; GTPase activity; G-protein beta/gamma-subunit complex binding
Source: RefSeq, a predicted model, not a curated record